GCACCGCACACGCCGAGGUGUCGCUCGCAGCGACAGGUGCACGCGCGCGACGAGCAACGAGGACCAGGAGUGCCACGACAGUGAAAGUGAACAGUGACUGCCAACCACCGAGUGCUGCUCGCGGUGAUGCGUGUGUAGUGAUGGACAGCAAGAGCAUGACGGCGACCGCGUGGCGGACGCUGGCGGUGCUGGCGCUGCUGCUGGCGGCCGCCGGCGCCCUGGAGAACAAGGACUCGGAGGCGGCGGCCAUGAUGGUGCCCGCCGAGCCCGCGCAGGACAAGAAGCCGGCCAAGGUGGUGGCCAAGGUGGCGGCCACCAGGAACGACGAGCGCGAGCGCUUCCUGGGCGUGGUGCUGCCGGCCGGCGUGCAGGCCCAGGCCAAGGCCCAGGCCACCUCCAAGGCGCCCCUCGCGCAGCUGCGCUUCGGCCAGAGGGGCGGCCCGGGCCAGGGCGGCCAGGGGCGGCAGGGGCUCGGCGGCAAGCAGCGCGACCGAGAAGAACUGGACUACCGCUACUACUGGGGCAACGUGGGCGCCAGGGUGGAGGGCUACGACCCCGGCGCCGACUUGGGGCCGUCCUACGGGCAGGUGGACCUGGACGAGCUGGCCAACGGGCGGUGCGGGCCGCCUUCCUACCGCAGCACGUCGCAGAACCCCCAGGGCGGCGUGGCCGGCUUCACCCUCACACCGGACCAGCUGCGCCAGAUCCGCAGCAAGUUCAUGUACUGGUACUUCGACAAGUGUGGCGACGACGGCGGCGGCGACUACCAGAAGGACAUCCACUCGUCCAUGCCGCAGCUGCACAAGAACCUCAACUUCCAGCUGCCCUUCUACGGCUUCCGUUUCAACUACACCAGGCUGUCCAUGAACGGAUACCUCGAGUUCUCCGACCCUCCGGAGCACUACACGUACCCGCUGUCGUUCCCGAUCAAGGAGUGGCCGGCGCGCAACGACCCCAGCUUCAUCGGCAUCUUCUUCAGCAAGUGCCGCAUCGGCUCCAUCCGCGUGGAGGAGCUGGACCAGCGCAUCCCCGGCGUGUACUUUCGCCUGGAGCGCGACCUACAGUUCCGCACGGACCAGUUCGGCGUCAUGAUGCGCGAGAGGCUCAUGUGGGACGUCCGCGAGGGCAUCGUGGGGGCCGACACGUUCGUGCCCAAGCACGCCGUCAUCGCCACUUGGAAGAACAUGUCCUUCGCCGGCGGCAUCGACAACUCUUUGUACAAGACCAACACGUUCCAAAUGGUGCUGGCCACGGACGAGGUGUACACGUACGCCAUCUUCAACUACCUCAACAUCCAGUGGACCACACACACCGAGGCCAGCGGCGACACCACCUCCGGCGAGGGGGGCACCCCUGCUUUCGUGGGCUUCAACGCGGGCAACGGCACGCGGUCGUGGGAGUACAACCCCUACUCGCAGUUCACGACGGUGCGGGACUUGGCCAGCAGAGGCUGGGUCAACGGCUUCCCGGGUCGACACAUCUUCCGGAUAGACGAGAACAUCCUCAAUGGCAACUGUAACAAGGACAUGGCCGGCGCCACCAUGGCGCUCACGUUCGCCCCGGAGAGCGGCAACAUGCUGGGCGGCACGGUGGUCAACAUCACGGGUCCGUGCUUCGUGCCCGGCCAGAAGGUGCUGUGCCGCUUCGACGACGAGGACGUGGUGGGCACCGUGGUGGACACCAACCGCGCCAUCUGCGUGCAGCCCAGGCUGUACGCCGACGGGUACGUGCGCUUCGAGAUCUCCAUCCCGGAAGCGCGCUUCAACUGGAAGGGCAAGUUCUUCGUCGAGACGCCGGCCAUGGCCACCGAGCGCAUCACCUUCGAGACGCGCGCGGUGCACGAGCGCAGCCCGGCCGAGAUCAAGUUCAGCUGGAACGCGUACAACUUGACGGCCAACACGGCGGCCGCCAUCCGCAUCUCGCUGUACGGCUACCGCGAGCCCACCAUCCACCCCGAGCUCAAGCUCAUCGACGUCCUCGAGGAGGGGGUGCAGAACACGGGCUCGUACAGCCUGUCCCCAGCGGCGUACCGGCAGCGCAACAACCUCAACAUGACCAACAUGCACUUCGGCUUCAUCCAAAUCAGCCUCGUCAACCCCACGCAGUACUCCGGCCUCUCCGUUUCCCCCACACUGUGGAGCAAACCCAUCCCGCUGGGCUGGUACUUCGGGCCGCAGUGGGAGCGGCUCUACGGCACGGCGUGGCCCGAGGAGCUGUGCAACAACUGGCUCAUGGACGACCGCUACAAGAAGAACUUCGCCGCCGAGGUGGCGCAGUGCCCGUGCACGCUGGACCAGGCCCUGGCCGACAAGGGCCGCUUCCUGCCCGACUUCGACUGCGACCGCAUCGCCAACCCCGAGUGCUUCUACCACAAGGGCGCGGUGCACUGCGUGCGCACGGGCUCGGCCAGCCAGCAGGGCGCGGGCCAGCAGUGCUGCUACGACAAGAACAACUACCUCAUGAUGUCGUACGACCAGAUGUGGGGUUCCAGGCCGUACCGGUCGCACAACCUGGGUGUGCUGCCAUGGAACGAGGCCAACAAGGUGCCCACGCUCUCGCAGUGGUACAACGACAUGAUCCCAUUCUACCACUGCUGCCUGUGGCAGGACGAGCAGGCCGUGGGCUGCGAGACUUUUCGCUUCGAGCGACGGCCCACGCAGGACUGCGUGUCCUACCAGCCGCCGGAAGUGGCCGCCGUGUUUGGUGACCCGCACGUGGUGACGUUCGACAACCUGCAGUACACGUUCAACGGCAAGGGCGAGUUCGUGCUGGUGCACGUCGACAACCAGAAGCAGAAGCUGGACGUGCAGGGCCGCUUCGAGCAGAUGCCCAGCAACCUGUACGGCCCGGUGCGCGCCACGCAGCUCACCUCGCUGGCCGCCCAGGACAACUCCUCCACCAUCAUCGAGGUCCGCCUGCGGCCCCCGCAGGCACAGUGGCGAUACCGCCUCGACGUCUUCGCCGACAAGAAGAGGGUCUUCUUCGACCGCCAGUCUCUCAGAGUUCAGCACUUCCAGGGUGUGACUGUGUACACGCCCCCGUACAUCCUGAACCAGUCCGAGGUGCUCAUGAUGUUCGCCUCGGGCGUCGGCGUCGAGGUGGUGGAGAGCAACGGGUACAUGUCGGGGCGGGUGUACUUGCCCUGGACCUACAUCAACCAAACGAAAGGCCUGUUCGGGAACUGGAGCUUCGACAUGACGGACGACUUCGUGCUGCCGGACAACACGCUGGCCCCCGUCACCAACAACCUCAACAGCUUCGAGCGGGUCCACAGGGACUUCGCCUUAAAAUGGAUGCUGGAGGACAAGGAUGAUCCCAACAAGGGCGCGGCGCUUUUCUUGCGUGAGAACGGCCGGCUGUCUAGCUACUACGCCAACAGGUCCUUCGUGCCGGAGUUUCGGGCCACGCCAGAGGAGAUCAUCCCAGCCAACAGAUCAAAGGACAUCGAGAUGGCGCACGCGCUCUGCGGUGACUCUUACCCUUGCAUGUACGACUACUCCGUGACGCUCAACCGGGACGCCGCGUUCUACACGCUCAACUACCACGCCGCCGUCGUCAACCUCAAGACCAUCCACCACAGAAGGAUCGUGUCCUGCGGCAUCUUGGAGACGCCCCGCUUCGGGCGCAAGAGCACGUUCCUGUUCGUGCCCGGCACCAAGGUGGUCUUCGAGUGCAACCAGAACUUCGUGCUCGUCGGCGACCAGAGGCGGACCUGCCUGCCAGAGGGGCGCUGGGACAUUCCGGACUACGGCUACACCGAGUGCUUGCGCAUGGUGGAGUACGAGUCGCAGCAGUCCUGGGUCACGAUAGGCGUCAUCCUCAUCGUCAUGCUCCCCCUCCUUAUCCCAAUCCUGGUGGCCUACACGCGCUACGUGCGCACGCGGCGCAGCGAGGGGUCGGCGUCGUCCUGGAAGUUCGACGCCGGCUCGUUCCGGCGCUCGUUCAGGCCGCGCUCGGCCAAGACGCCGGCCGCCGCCACGCUGCUGGACAAGGGCAAGGCCUCGCCGACCGACUUCGACGCCGACUCGGGCUUCGGCGCCGGCCAGUACCGACGCGGCGUCGGCGUCGACAGUUCCCCCAGCGACCUGGGCGUCGCGGCCGCACCCCCACUGCUGGGGGCGUCGGCCACCCCGUCGGCCACCCCGUCCCCCACGGACUCGGUUCGCCCCCAGAAACUGCCGACCAAGUACGAUGGCGUUUACCACACCAACGAGCCCCUGCCCGGAAAGCCAAACAUAGAGUUCGAGGACAAGGCGUGGGACUUGGACGAGUCGGUGCUGGAGUCACCGCCAUCCUCGCCCACCAACCCCAGCGACAAGAGUGGCAGCGUGCAGACGGACAUCUUCUAGCAGACUUACUAGCUACACUCCCAGUAACCUACUGAGCUUUCUCUUCUUACGAACAAUUAUCAUGACUGCGCAGCAAAGGUAGUCACCUACGGUGAAAGGUGCUCAGUAACUCAUGGCCAAUUUCUUCAUAUUACGAACAAAUUUCUCUGUAUUAUGACAGAUUUGUGUCGUAAAGUGCUGAGAAUCAGCUCAGUAUUAUGACUGCACGGCAUUUCUCAGUGGGAAAUUGGGAGUGUAGGGCGUUAUAUUCCAACAGAACUGAGUUCAUUCAUUAGUGCCGUGUCAUUUCCAUUUUGAUAUUCUGAAUUGAAAGUGUCAUUUUCUAUGAGGUUUCAUCAUCAUUCAUCCUUCGUCUAAGAAAAUAGAAACGUUAAACCAUUCAUCGAGUUGUACUAUACGUAGUGGAUCUUGACGCAGCUUACGCUCACGUCAGCGAACCAGCAUUGCUGACGUUUGCGAUGGACCUCAACCAUGACAUAGCGUCCACCGUGUAAAUAUGUUCUUGUUUUCUUUAUUUUUAAAUAAAAAGGGAAAAGUCUU
Thrips palmi is the source of this 4889-nucleotide messenger RNA. It is a transcript of the gene mesh, whose product is annotated as protein mesh. The coding region runs from base 141 to 4349 and encodes 1402 amino acids. Gene Ontology annotation, biological process: cell-matrix adhesion. The record is from RefSeq and is a predicted model, not a curated record. NCBI's taxonomy places the organism in Eukaryota, Metazoa, Arthropoda, Insecta, Thysanoptera, Thripidae. The transcript is spliced from 19 exons.